CUGGGGAGGCCGCGCCGGUUCGGCCCCGGCUGCGUCCCGUUCGGGGCUGAGGAACCGGGCGGUCCCGGUGUCCGGCGGCGGGUUCUGACCUUCCCUGUCACCCCUGGCAGCUUCCCCCGGCCCGCCGCGGGAGUUUCGGGAGCCAUGGAGCGGCACGUCCCCAUCCACCCGCUGCCCCAGGAGAUCCGGAAGAUGUCCCGGGAUGAGACAGUGUGCAAGUACUGUGGAGUCAGCUAUUUGAUCCUUCAUGAAUUUAAGGUGAUGGAAGAAAAAGUAAAAGCAAUGGAGAAGGAGCUGAAGUUUUAUGAAGGAAGCAUAGAACGGGAAAAAGGGCUCCAAGCAGAACUGCAGGCUCUGUACCAGGACCUGGAGCACUACAGAGCUGACAGUCAAUCAAAAGCAGAAAGGAUAAAGUCCCUAACCCUGGAGCUGCAAACCAAACAAGAUGAAUUCAAAACUGUGAAAGAAGAUUUGAGGUAUUUUCAGGAAGAGAAGGAAGCUGCCUGCAAGCAAUCCCAAGUGCUCAGGAAUACCUUGGAACACCACUGCUCAACUCUGAACAAGGCUGUCUCACUCUUCCCUUUCAUCAGGGGUGAGCUGGACAGCAUUAAAGAAGCCAUCUCCUCUAACCUGGAGAACUGGGCUGCCCUCAAGGAGGAAAUCUUCCUGCAAAUCAAAACUGUCAGCAAAGAAGCUUUGACAGAAAUACCCAAAUUGAAUCAAAGACUAGCAAAAUCCCAGAGAGAGAAUGAGUGCCUGCAGGAUAAGAUAAAACACCUGACACUGGUGGCUGACUCAGUUGAGCUGAAAACUCAGCAGCUUCAGACUUCACUUCAGCAAGGGAGUGAGCUACAGAGCAGGUGCCGGGAGCUCCAGAAGGAAACCCUAGAUUUAACAAACCAAGUGGAGACGAUCGGGCUGAAGCUGCAGAAGGUGACAGCAGAGAUGGAUCACUACAAGAAGCUGCUGGUGGUGAAAUCAACUGAACUUGAUGCCUGUCAAAAUGAGCUGAAAAAAAUGAAAUAUGACAAUGGAGUUACUGAGUCAAGACUUAUGAAAGAGCUGAAGGAAAAGGAGGAAUCUCUUCAGAUUUGCCAGCAAGUCUGCAAACAUUUGCAGGAAGAAAUGGCUGAGAAAGAAAGGAAAGAAGAAGAUCUAAAAAGAAGAACUGGUCGCUCAGAAAGUGAACUGGAAGCACUUAAAGUUCUUCUUCGAGAAGCUGAGGAAGAGGUGGUGAUGCUGAAGCAAGAAAGGGAGUUAAUGCUGAUUUCUCAUCAGAACAGAACAGAGCAGCUGCAGGAAUCCUUACGGCAGAAGAUGCGGGAUGAAGAUAACUGGAGGGAAAAGAUGGAAAUCGAUCUGGCUAAAGGAGAAGCACGACACAAAGAAGCAAUCCUUAAAGUCAAGGAGGAGGCCAGAGUGGAACUGGACACUGAGAGGCAAAAGCAGCAAGAAUUAAUCACAAAAUACCAGAGAGACCACGAGGAGCUCCAGAAGAAGAUACCAGGAUUAAUAUCCAGUGCCACCAAUAGCUUAAGGAUGGAGACAGAGAUUCUGGAGAAGAAGCUCCAAGAUGCUCAGCUCAAACUUGCAGAGAAAGAUGAAGACAAGGAAAAAGAAAUUCAGAGUCUUAAAAGACUGAUUACAGAACUUGAAUUUCAGCUGACGAUGGAAAAGAACAAUAAUGAAUCAUUUCGGGAUAAUGUGAGGAAAGAAAUCAAGCACAAGUCAGAUGAACUGGAAAAAUUAACCCAGGAGAGGACUCAGCUGCUUCACAAGUUGAGUCAAGUUCAAGAGGAGAACACCCUUCUCCAGGAAACCGUACGCAGGGAGUGCGAGGAACGCUACGAGCUGACCGCAGCUCUGAGCCGAGCCAGGGAACAAGUGCUGGAACUGAAAAAGCUGAGUGGAAACUUCCCUUUAUCCGCCUCAUCCCUGCCUCGGGGCACCUUCACCUCCUCCGCACCCCGCCUGCCUGACCACGGGCAGAAAAGCCGGCCCAGCCCCUCUGCCGGCAGGGAAAUCCAUCUCUCGGGACAGCUUGGGACAUCCCGAGGGACACGGGCAGGCAGUGGCAGGGUGGCCCUGCCAGCCCUCAGCCCCCCGGCUCCAUCCCGGGGCAGAGCGGCUUCGCUGACCGAGCCCCGGGGCAGCAUCGCUGCGGGAGUCAGGAGGCAGCUGAGCCAACUCUGAGAGCCAGGGGAACACCCGGGGACCCAGCCCAGGGGGCAAGGGGCAGGCAGCCCCCCAACCCCCAGCCCCGUGUUGCUACAGCUCCAAAUUCAGUCAGCUUGGUGUGGUUUUGGUGCAAUGAUGUCUCCUCGUCCCUUGUGUCUCGGUGUCGUGACAGCUGCCUGCCUUUCCCACAGGAAAAGUGGGAGAAAUAGAAACCAAGAGGAGCACAGCUUCAGCAGGUGUGAUCCAAACACCUGCCAACUGCAGACCCCCUCUCCCCCACCCCUUUUGUUGGAAUUGUCCUGUUUGGGUGUUGUUGGGGUUUUUGUGUGUUUUCCCCUGUACGUAAUUGCUCUUUUCUGGUGUGAAAACUGCAGCCUUUGCUCAGUUAAGGUUUUUUGCCACUAUUUAAUGUUCUGUUGGCAAACUCUGCUGCUUAGGGCAGUGAGACUCUCUGCUUGUGGGGUGUACAUCAGCCAGCAUGACCCUGGGGCAGCCCUGCAUGCCCAGCAGCCCAGCCCUUGGCAGGGCCACCCCUUCCUCUGCCCAUCACCUGCAGGCUUCACAGGUUUUGUCCCAAAGCUCUCUUGCUUCCUGAAUUUCACCAAAAAAAGUGUCUUUGUGUUGUGUGACUUUUAGUGCCAGAGUUCUCUGUCAAAUUGUUACCCAGGAGGAUUGAUAUUUUUAUUUUCCUGCCAAAACUGUGGAGCUGUGGGGUUGUUGAGGGGCAGGAAAAGUCCUGAGAAGUCCUGGUGAUCCUUGGCAGCACUGGGGCUGCUCCUGGGAUGAGAUGGAGCUGUUCCUGGAAUGAGAUGGAGCUGUUCCUGGGAUAAGAUGGAGCUGUUCCUGGGGUAAAGUGGGACUGUUCCUGGGAUAAGGUGGAGCUGUUCCUGGGAUAAGGUGGAGCUGUUCCUGGGAUGAGGUGGGGCUGUUCCUGGGAUGAGGUGGGGCUGUUCCUGGGAUGAGAUGGAGCUGUUCCUGGGAUAAGAUGGAGCUUUUUCCUGGGAUAAGGGGCUCUGCUCCUGGGCAUUGUGUCUGUGGGUAGCAGCCCUGUCCCCCUGUGCCAAAGCAGCAGAUUUUUCAGGCAGUUCUCAGCACGAUGGGGUCAGAGCUCCAGUAACUAGAUUUUUCCAUCAAAUUUUUAGAUGAGCUUCAGUAGCAUUGCAGCUUUUAGUUGUGUUUCAACUGAAGUUGAAAAAAUUCAGUUGUAUGACAGUUUUGGGUUGUAUUUUUGCAGCCUGGUGAGAUUUUUUUCUUUUUAAACUGGUGUAAAUGUACUGAAUGCCAUUGCCUGGCCACCACUCUGGUGUUUAUGUCCUGUAGCAGCUGUGGUAGUCAAGGGUGACUGUGUGGUCAUUAAUUGUAAAGAAAGAAAUAGCAUUUAAAAAAAAAAAAAAAAACCAAACCAAACAACCAUGAGAGCAGCCCCAGAAAUAUUGUUUCUCUGUGAUGGAACAUAAAUCAUGGAUCCCAACCAAGAACAAAUUCAGAUCCAGGUCAAGAACAAAUAAUUCCCUUCCCUCACACAAGCCCUGAACUCAGCCUGCUGCUAAGCAAUAGGCAAAAUAGAGAAAUGUCAGGAAACCUUUUCAAAACAAUUGCAUUAAUUUCAGACAGCCCAGGAGAGCUGUCAGAGCAUGGAACACAGCAGCAGAAAGCACCCUGGGGAGGGCAGAUGCCUGCUUGUCUCACCACAUUUGCAGGAAAUUCACCUUCCUGGAGGCAUCUCUCCCAGCAGGGGCAGCUGGAAGUGAGUUCUUCAUGUGCUGGACCUUGCUCCCCAGGACUCACAGCACCAGGGAACACUGAAAAACAAAUAAAAUCUCUGAGCUUGGCACCAGCACUGUGGGGCUGGGCACUCAGCCACCCUCUUGCCACUCCAGCUGACAAGCAAACGUCCCGUGGCUGCCUUGUUCUUCUCCCCUGCCAAGACUUCUGUUUCCUCUCUGACAGAGCUCAUCUUGUUGCCUGCUGAGGGACAAGUCACUCGUGCAGCCCUAAAUCUUUCCAUAGAGGAUUAAUCCCACUCUCAAUCCCCCUCUCCAAGGGGUGUGGGGGGGUAACCCACGCUCCCCCUUCCCUGCUGCCCUCCCUGGAGCAGUCCCCCCUUUUCCAGCCCUCUCUGCCUCCUCAGGGGUCACCCCACUAACAGCUGCCCCAGAUUUCUGUGCUCCCCACAGUGCCCAAAGACUCCAAAUCCAGGGAUUCUCUCUCUGUGCCCCCUUUGGCAGGGGAUGGAGCUUUUCCUUGCUGUGUGUCUGGGGGUGCCUGCCAGCUGCAUCCUGGCUCUAAGUGCUCACCAGAGGUAGCCAACUUCUACUGCUAAUGGGAUGUUACAGAAUAAAGCAGCAAUGUGCCUCAUCUAUUAAAAAAUGACAAAAAGCUGCCAGAUGAGCUGGGGUGUGUGUGUGUGUGUGUGUGUUCCAGGAUCCCAGCCUCAGGCUUUUUCCAGCAAGGAAGAAAUUAGACUUCCGAAAAGAAAA
Molecule: messenger RNA, 4658 nt
Organism: Calypte anna (Anna's hummingbird)
Lineage: Eukaryota; Metazoa; Chordata; Aves; Apodiformes; Trochilidae
Gene: LEKR1
Product: leucine, glutamate and lysine rich 1
Exons: 12
Coding region: 145-2193 (682 amino acids)
Source: RefSeq, a predicted model, not a curated record